AUGUCCUGGCAGUCUAGUACCGUCGCGGUCGACCGCGAUUACAAGAAGGACGUGCAGCUGAGCUUCCAGCUGAAUCAUUGGAUACUGAAGCCGCUCGGCGCCUGGCCGCGAUCACCCGGGCUCUCGAGGGCAAAUAGAUCGAUAUACUUGCUGCUGAACAUAAUCUGCGUCAGUCUGGUAUGCUUCCUCGUCAUCCCGUGCGUCAUGUUCAUUGUGCUCGACGCCGAGGACCUGCAGCAUACGGUAGAGAUCUGCGGAGCGGUGAGCUUCUGUCUAAAAGACAUCGUCAAAUACUCCUCGAUAAUCUUCCGCGAGGGCGACAUACGCAAGGGUAUCGAGUACAUCGAGAACGACUGGAUGAAUACGCGGUAUUACGACGACCGGAGCAUCAUGAUUAAAAGCGCCAAGUUCGGCCGGCGCCUCGUGGCGGCCUGCGCCUUCUUCAUGUACGGCAGCGCCGCGUUCUAUUACAUCGCCGUGCCGUUCAGCAAAGGCAAGAUCACGGAACCCGACGGGAACCUGACGUAUCAGCCGCUUAUGUGGCCGGUCGCCAGAAUGAUCAUCGACGUGCGUUACAGCCCCGUCAACGAGAUCUUCUUCUGGCUGCAAUGCGUGUCGGGCUUCGUCGCGCACUCCAUGACGACCGGUGCUUGCAGCCUGGCGGUGGUGUUCGCGAUGCACGCUUACGGCCGUUUGGAGCUUCUGAUACGAUCGAUCGAGCAUCUGAUUGAUGGACGCGAGAAUUCCCGCGGCAACGUGGACGACAGACUGGCGAUGAUCGUGCAGCAGCACGUU
Molecule: messenger RNA, 795 nt
Organism: Dinoponera quadriceps
Lineage: Eukaryota; Metazoa; Arthropoda; Insecta; Hymenoptera; Formicidae
Exons: 1
Biological process (GO): detection of chemical stimulus involved in sensory perception of smell; sensory perception of smell
Cellular component (GO): plasma membrane
Molecular function (GO): olfactory receptor activity; odorant binding
Source: RefSeq, a predicted model, not a curated record